Molecule: messenger RNA, 2364 nt
Organism: Rosa chinensis
Lineage: Eukaryota; Viridiplantae; Streptophyta; Magnoliopsida; Rosales; Rosaceae
Product: G-type lectin S-receptor-like serine/threonine-protein kinase At1g11410
Exons: 8
Coding region: 17-2119 (700 amino acids)
Biological process (GO): protein phosphorylation
Molecular function (GO): protein serine/threonine kinase activity; ATP binding; polysaccharide binding
Source: RefSeq, a predicted model, not a curated record
UCCACCUCUCUCCAAAAUGUCCGUUUCUCCCAACCUCCGCCUUUUAACGGCGUCGCUGCUGCUCCUAACGUGCGCGUGGACCUCACUCUCCGUCCAGCUCUGCCCACCCUGCGGCAACACCACCGUCCCCUACCCUCUCAGCACCUCCCCCACCUGCGGGGACCAGUCAUACAAGAUCCGCUGCGACGCGGCGGCAGGCUCCCUCCUCUUCGACACCCUCAACAACUCCUACCCCAUCGCCUCCAUCUCCCCCUCCGCCCAACGACUCGUCGUACGCCCCUCCAGCUUUGUGUCGUCCAACUCCUGCGUCACGUCGGAUAUCACCCACCAGGGAAUCCAGCUCAACGAGUCCCUCCCCUUCAACGUCACCAGUAGCAAUACCAUCUUGUACCUCAACUGUACGAACACUCUUCUCCGGUCGCCGUUGAACUGCACGUCGUCGAGUCUCUGCCACACGUAUGCGAACAACACGAAUGCGGUCGGGUCGUGCCAGAAGGCUCCGAUUUGCUGUACAUUUCGGGCGGGCGGGUCGUCGACGUCGUAUGUGAUUCGGGUCAGGGACUCGGGUUGUAGUGCUUAUACGAGUUUUGUGAAUUUGGAUCCGGUUCUUCCGGUGAACCGGUGGCCCGAACCGGGAGUGGAGAUACAAUGGGUGGGGCCGAGGGAGCCGCUGUGUAGUGCGCAGUCGGAUUGUGACGGGAAGUCGGUGUGUGGAUCCGACCCGGUUCAAAAUGGGGUGCGGAGGUGCAUCUGUAACUCCGGGUUUACGUGGGACCCGGUUUCUGGGUUUUGCGUUGAUGGCCUAAAACUAGCUCAUCUCCAUCAAGGAACCCUAGCCACUUCAAUCUUACAACGGCCGUUUGCCGCCAAUGAAACCAAGGUGACCACUCAAUAUGCAAAAUCAAGCGGUUCUCUUAGCAAGAAGGCAACACUGGCAAUUUCACUAGGAUCUGUUGUAGUUUUCCUUCUCUUACUUAUCCUUUAUUGGUUGGUAAGUAUGAAGAUGAAAGGAAAGCGUAGACGAAAUAAAUAUUCAUUUAAACUUACCGCUGGGUCAACCUACUUCGAAGAAUCUUCUGGUGGAACAGCUUUUGAUGAUAGUAGAAUAAACUCAGAGUUAGCAUUCUUUCAUCUAAAAACAAUAGCAAAUGCCACAAACAAUUUCUCCAUUGAAAACAAGCUUGGACAAGGAGGUUUUGGCUCCGUUUAUAAGGGCAUACUUUACGAUGGAAAGGAAAUAGCGGUAAAAAGACUAUCCAAAUUUUCUGACCAAGGAGUUGAAGAGUUUAAGAAUGAAGUUUUUCUGAUUGCAAAGCUCCAACACAGAAACCUUGUCAGGAUUUUUGGUUGUUGUGUUGAAGAUGAAGAGAAGAUCCUAAUCUAUGAAUACUUGCCAAACAAAAGUUUGGACUCUUUCAUCUUUAAUGAAACAAAGCGAGCACUUUUAAAUUGGACAAAACGUUUCGAGAUUAUCUUUGGGAUUGCUAGAGGGAUAUUAUAUCUUCACGAAGAUUCGAGAUUAAGAAUUAUCCAUAGAGAUCUAAAGGUCAGCAAUGUUUUAUUGGAUAAUUCUUUGAACCCAAAAAUUGCGGAUUUUGGUAUGGCCAGAAUAUUUAGAGCGGAUCAAAGUGAAGCGAAUACCAAUCGUGUGGUUGGAACAUAUGGUUAUAUGUCUCCGGAAUAUGCAAUGGAAGGACUGUUUUCAAUAAAGUCUGAUGUAUAUAGUUUUGGUGUUUUACUGCUGGAAAUCAUUAUUGGCAAAAAGAAUGCUGGUUAUUACCAUGAGGAGUAUUCUAAUUCAAAUUUGGUUGGACAUGUUUGGGAGUUGUGGAAAAAAGGUAGAGCUGUGGAAGUCAUUGAUUCAUCUAUAGGUGAAUCUUACCUUGUUAGUGAAGUUAUAAGGUGCAUUCAAAUCUCACUCUUGUGUGUGCAAGAAUUUGCCACUGACCGGCCAACCAUGUCAGCAGUUGUUUCCAUGUUAGGUAAUGAUGCAGCCCUUCCUUCACCAAGACGACCCGCAUUUUUACUAAAGAGAACGAGUCCUAGUGGAGACCCAUCCAGCAGCGAAGGAGCUAAUUCAGUAAAUGAUGUCACAUGUACAAUUAUAGAAGCUCGCUAAACGCUUAUUGUAUGUCUAGUUGCAAUGAUAAUCCAAUUGAGCAACGUAUGGAAGAUAAUAGAGCUUCUGAGUUAUAUAAUGGGGUGUUACUUGAAGUAUAUAUAUGUAUAUAUAUAGAGAUAAAGAUGAUCUCCAUCCUGUGGAGUUUCAAUCGUGAGUUUCUACCUCAUUGCACCCAAGUAUAUUUGUAACGUACAACAUAACUUUUAUUUACUGCACCCUCAAAAUAAUUCUUAAUUUAUUAC